UAGAACUUGGGGGUCACGGGGCGGGCAGCCCCGCAAGGCCAUUAGCUUGCCAGAGCGGUGCGCGCCGUCCUUGAAGGGCCGCCCGGCUGACCUUGGUCCGCUUUCUCGAUUGAAAUCUCUAGGAGCGCGCGAGGACGCGGCCACGGCGGUGACUCACUUAGUUCCCUGCGCGCUGCAUGCAAAUCCACGCUCCUCGCCGGCAAGCCCAGUCCUGCAGCCUCCACUACCCCGUCCUGCCCUCCUUUUAAUGCCACCGUUUAAGCGCGGCGUUUUGCGCCGUCCCCCUCCCCCCUCUCCACGGACCACCGGUCAUUAAGACCAUCAGGGUGUUUUUGUCCCUCACCGCUCAACUGCAGCACCCGAGGCCAGCCUUCCCUCGCUGCGGGCCGGAAGAUCAGACGUGGCCCGCCCCAGGCGAGCCCCACGCGCCCCGCGACCGCGAUCUGGAGCACGCCUGGAGGGGGCGGUGCGCGGCGCGCCCGAGCGCACCGGCGGGCCAAGCCCGGCCCGGCUCCCCAUUGGCCGCCACCUUAGCGGGAGGAGCCGGCCCCCGGGUCGGGGGCACCUGCCAUCGCCCUUCCGCGGGGACAGCGGCCGCUGCCCGCCACUGGCGCCAGGAGGGAAAAGCAGCUUAGGGAAGGCCCGGGGCCGCGGCGGAGCUUUCCCCUGGCCGGCUGUGCCCUGCCGCCGACGCGGCUCCCCCAACGUGCAGAUGCUGCCUGCUUUGGCUGCGCCAGCCGGAAACUUUACCCCGCGAAGUCCUCCGCCCGCCUAACCUCGCCGGGAGACGUUUGAACCGACGCGCGCCCCCACCCCCUACCCCUGGGGCCCCCGAACCCAGCGCGUGAUUGCCGGGCCGCCCCGCAGCCCGCAUCCGCGGCGACCAGCCGCCAGGAUGCGCUACGCAGACCCCUCGGCCAACCGAGAUUUGUUGGGGAACCGAACUUUGCUCUUCAUCUUCAUCUGCGCUUUUGCCUUGGUGACCUUGCUGCAACAGAUCCUGUAUGGCAGGAACUACAUCAAGAGAGGCCUCCAGUUUGGUUGGCAGAAUGGUGACCCGCUGGCCAAUUGGACGGGGUUCUUUAAUGUCACCGACGACCCAGCAGUGGCAGUGCAGAGCAGCAGUGACUCCAACUCCAGGUACUUUGAAUUUUAUGAGGGGCCUUUUGAAUAUAACUCCACGAGAUGCCUGGAGCUGAGGCACGAGAUCCUGGAGGUGAAGGUGCUGUCCAUGGUGAAGCAAUCAGAGCUGUUCGACAGGUGGAAAAGCCUCCAGACAUGCAAGUGGGCUAUGAACAUCUCUGAAGCCAACCAGUUCAAGUCUACUCUGUCAAGGUGCUGUAAUGCUCCCGCCUUUCUCUUCACCACCCAGAAGAACACUCCACUGGGGACGAAGCUCAAGUAUGAGGUAGAGACCAGCGGCAUCUACCACAUCAACCAGGAGAUCUUCCGCAUGUUCCCCAAGGACAUGCCCUACUACCGGUCCCAGUUUAAGAAGUGUGCGGUGGUGGGCAAUGGAGGCAUCUUGAAGAACAGUCGCUGUGGGAGGGAGAUCAACAGUGCUGACUUUGUCUUCCGGUGCAACCUGCCCCCCAUCUCAGAGAAGUAUACCGUGGAUGUGGGGGUGAAGACAGACGUGGUCACUGUGAACCCCAGCAUCAUCACUGAGAGGUUCCACAAGCUGGAGAAGUGGCGGCGACCUUUCUACCGCGUGCUGCAGGUCUAUGAGAACGCAUCGGUGCUGCUGCCAGCCUUCUACAACACGCGCAACACCGAUGUGUCCAUCCGUGUCAAGUAUGUGCUGGAUGACUUUGAGUCCUCACAGGCUGUCUACUAUUUCCAUCCGCAGUACCUGGUCAACGUGUCACGUUACUGGCUUAGCCUGGGGGUGCGUGCGAAGCGCAUCAGCACCGGCCUCAUUCUGGUCACUGCGGCGCUGGAGCUCUGUGAGGAAGUGCACCUGUUUGGCUUCUGGGCUUUCCCCAUGAACCCUUCAGGUCUCUACAUCACUCACCAUUACUAUGACAACGUCAAGCCCCGCCCUGGCUUCCAUGCUAUGCCCUCUGAGAUCUUCAACUUCCUGCACUUGCACAGCCGGGGCAUCCUCCGUGUGCAUACUGGAACCUGCAGCUGCUGCUGAUACUGGUGGCAGUCAGACCAGCUGUGUAUCCAAGGGGGCCCCCUGCUCCUCCUCCACCUCCUGGUGCAGCUGGGGGUCCUGGGUUGGGCAGGCAUUCAAGGUGUCUCUCCUGCAGUAGUUUGGCUUUGUGCUUGGUCCCCAGGCAGCCUGGCAGGGAUGGGGCCUGAGCAGAGACAACUCUGUCCUAAGUCUCCUGGGCCUCUGCUGUGUUUCUCUUCCUGUCCCCACUCCCCCACCCCUGAACAUGCAGCUGGGCUAUACCCCAGGAUCAUGGGAGCCUGGACAUUGCAAUUGAAUAAGCACAUUUCCAUUCAAUUCCAGCUUUGGUGAGAGCACAAACUGUAUGAAAGGCAGGCCCUAUGGAGAAUGGCCUAGAGGGAGGAGACAGACACUUGACAUUGGAGCACAGUCAAGAGUGAAUUCAGGACUCAGCUGUGAAUUGUCUCCACAGCUUCAGAGCUGAGAGGCCAGCCCAGUGGCCAGACUCUCCAGUGAAGUGUGGCUCAGAGCCUCUGGGGACUUCACCUUGUUACACCAUCCAGUUAAGCCCCAAAUGCCCCAGUGGACUCUAACAAAGACUCGUGUUCGCGUCUCCCUGAAACGCUCGCCACUGAGAGCCACCCCCUUUCAUACCAUCCUCUACACACAGCCUUGGUGCCUCUAGGUUCUAGCCUGCAUUUGACCUUUUGACAAGAGGGGAAUAAACCAGACCAGCCAUUUGCACUCAAGUUUUCAAGCCAAUGUUAUCGACUCGAUAAGUGCUUAGCAAUUUGCUUCCUUUUCUGUCUCCCUAUUUUCAGCUCCAUUUUAACCAGGAGUUAUUUAUAAAGAUCUGUUCCUCUUUAUGUUAUUGAGUACUUCAGAAUUCUGCUAAAUUGUGUUCCCAAAUGGGAACUGGUAGCUGGAAAGCACUGACAUGAGCUUAGCAGUGAAAGCCGGUUGGGGCCUCUGACACCAAUCUAGUGGAGGUUUCUACUCUGUGAAGGAGGAAUCCCUGGCUCCCAACACUUGCCCAGAAUCUUCAGGCUGGAGAAGUCAUUAUACCUUAGCUGAGAGUAAUCAUGUAUUAUUUUCAUAUCUGAAGUUCCCUCCCUUUGCUUUCCCCUGCGUGUGUUCCUGCCCUUAAUGUGACUGUGUUUGAUAGUUAUUGUUGGUGACUUAGACUUAGCUGUGUAGAAUUUUAGGAUAUUAACAGGGGGAGGACUUCAGCCUGCCUGCCCUCCUUUUCUUGUUCUCUCCUUCCCUUCUCUGUUCUUUCCCUCCAACAAUUCUGAAGGGUCUAUUCUGCUCUGCUCUGUGGUUAGACUUGGGAAGACAUGGUAUCAAAGGUACUAGCUCUGUCUUCUAGGAUAGAGGCAGAUUAUACACACUACACUGCUCCUUGUGCCAGGCAGGUGUCUAAGAAAGACCUUCAGAAAUACAGCAGAGAGAGGGACUUUUUAUCUGAUCACCUCAUUUUAUAGGCAAAGCCACAGGCCCAACCAGAGAUAGAGAAUGCUGGCCUUUACGCUCUUUGUUGGGCCACAUCUCCUCCUUUUCUGGGCUGCAUUGUAUGCCAGCCAGCCAGCCAGCCUAGAAUUCAUGUUCAUGUCCACUGCUGUGCUGGAUGUGGCCUUUCACCUGCAUUCUGGGAUCUGGGCCUGACUGAGAGGAUCCCAUGCAGCCCGGGGCCUAAGUCUUCAAGUCUAUAAAAGUAUGGGAGCAGCUACUGAGACAAAGAUGACCUUGUACUUGGUAAACAUGUGCACAAGGACAGAGAUGGUGAUGGCUUUCCUGGACUCUGUGUAUUUUUCCCAAGGAAAGGGUUUCUGGGAAAGAUUCUAGUUCCAUAUGAACAAGAGCCAAAUGUGUUGGGAUUUGAAUUUUUCCCAGCCAGGGUCCUUGUGGGAAUAUAGCACCAGGGCCCAUUCCAUGGGGGAGCUGAGACUUCAGUCCUAGGAUACUUGCUUCCCGUCCUUCAGGGCCUAGUUUCCUCAUCUCUGCAGCUAGAGGUUUAAAAACAGAUCUCUAAGAUAUCUCCAGUGUCUAUUUGUUGAGGCAUUUGUGAUGUAUGGAUCUAAGCCAUAACCAAUGCUUAUUGUUAAAAUAGUUGAGAUUUGUUUGCUUUCAUUCUGUGUCAGGCCCUGCACUGAGCACUUUCCCUGCUUAACUUCCAUCAUAUCCCUAAGACCCACUCAAGAAGGAGGUUCUGAUGGCCCAAGUAGGAUAAUGAGGCUCAGAGUGUCUCAGGAACUCACCCAUGGUCAGGUACCCAGUGGAGGGCACUGCCCUAGAGCUACAGAGCCCUGGUACUGCCCCAGGUCUAUACAGCCUAAGCAUUCAAGCUCUUUAUCAGCAAGCAUCAUCAGGGUUGGAACAGAAGAGAUCCUGACCAAAAUGCCUCCACAGUGUGGUACAAGACCCUGCUCAAAGGGAAGCCACAGAGAGAGGCUAUCCUGGGUCCUCUCCCCAGCCCUGCCCCUUGCAUCAGUACUAACCCACUCCCAGUGGCCCUGAUAGGAACAGAGGCCCCUAGUGAACAGAGAUGCCCAGAAAGAGUGCAUGUUAAGUGAUGACACAAGUGAUUUGCCCAGGGUCAGCUAGAGGUUCAACUGAGACCCUUGCAGUCUCCUGACAUUGACUACAUGCUUGCUCCUGCAGCCAACAUUUGUAAAAAAAAUUGUUUUUUCCAAAGACUCAGAAUACCUUGGAACUGACUCCAGAAGUCCUCUGUCAUGUUCUUUGGCAGCCCUGCCACUGUCCCUCUGUGCAGUUAAAUUCUUAUUUAAGGGACAUUGAUUCCCCAUGAACAAAACAGCCAUCUUCAUUUGUGCUGAAGCUCCGAGCUUGCAAAGCGGCAGGAGCAAGUACAGAAUUCAGUGCUUAGCCAAGCAGACAGGAGGGUGGUUUGAGGUCAGGCUGGCCUGUGGGACCAUUCAUCCACCUAGAGUUGCAGAGAACAGACAGGUAUUCAAUGACUUCGUUCAGUCUGGGGAGGGAGCAUAGGGAGUGCUUCCUGCCAACCAGGGAGAGUAUAUUGAGGGCUUCAGCCAGCCAUUGCCUACCUAUUUGCUGUGUGUUCAUGUUGUGCCAGACAUUGUAGUAAUAACAGGGAAACAGUGAUGAACAAAAUAUAACCCCUUCCCUCUUGGCAGUAGGUGUAUACGGUCACUAAAGGAAGUAUCUUACAAACACACAGGAGCUUGCUGUGUGCAGUGCUGUCAAGUUCAGAUUCAGGGACUGUUAGCCAGGAGAGGGAGAAGAAGGUAGUAUAGAAACUGGUUUUGAAUCCUCAAGGUUGUCAGCAUAAGGACUGUUAUUGCCAAAUCAGAGACAACUUCUCAGGUCUUCUCCUUGACAAACAGAACAUUUGACAGGGCUGCCCUUUCUGCUCUUGCAUUUCUGUUCUCCAGCUCCUGAUGUGCCUCCUGUCACUCUGAUGCUCCUCCUUCUGGGCUCCUUCAUGACUCCUCUUCUGUGAAGCUUCCUCAGGGUUUUCUUCCUUACUAGGAGCACUCAAGUUAAAACCUCGCCUUUCUACAGCCUCCUGUACCUCCUGUCCUUACAUCAGAGUCCUCACUUGCAGGCUAGUGCCCCAACUUGCAGCCUAGUACUCCCCAAGAACAAAAGCAUGAACACCAGGGUCUCCCGUGGGACUGCCUGUGCACUGUAUCUCAGACCUUAGCCUGUCCUCAACUCACAGAGAUAAAAGAAUAAUCUGGAUCCAGACUUGCCUUCUACUGCUCAGUAGUGAUAGGAACUUGCAGAGCCUCCAUAGGCCCUAGGGGCUCUAACCAAUCCUCUGAAGAAUAAGGAAGAGUCUUCCAAACUCACAGCUAGCUGUUGCAAGGAUUUGAUGAUGCCUAGCACUGGUGCUGGUACAACCUAGACAGUAAACGCAGGUUCCUUCUGUCCAAUCCCAGGUCACUCCUGCCUCCCAACUUAUUCAUGUUCUGUGUUUAUGCCUAAGUCUGGUCAGUUCCAACUUAUAAAUAUCUCUUGAGUUCAUUCCCUCCUCUGCUUAUUCAAAUGUCCUUUCUGCUUUCAGAGAAUUAACAACUGAAAAUACCUUUGUGGGGGCCCAUUGCAUACCGGGCGCCAUGAGCUUCAGACUCUUCGCCAAGUCAUGCAGGACAUGGCUCAUCUAGGCCCCCUUACCUUCCCAGAAACCCUCCUGCCACUCAUUCUGCUGCACUUCUUCAGGCUCGGUGCCUUUGUGCAAGCGAUCCCAAGGGCUGGGGUGGCUCCACACUCCUCCUUCCUCCUUCCUUCCUCUCAUCUGACCAAUUUUGUAGAUAAUGUCAAUUUAAGGCUCCUACUUCCUCUCACUGGACCCAGACUGGGAACUUACUCUGUCGUUUUUCUGGUGACCAUCACAUCCCUGACUUUUGCUAGGAUAUACUCAGAGCACACAGCACAAAUGUCCCCCUAUCUUUGGUGGUUGGUCUGUCUUUAACUCAGGAAAGGACCCAAAUUUAGGUCAUCUAGCACUGACACAGAGUUGGGAGAUGAUAGCGGGUAUUUACUCCAUCAGUGAGGUCUUUGGUUACCCAGUGGGCUCUAGCAGUUCAGGAGAGCUCAUUAAUAAAUUAAGCACCACCAAAGAGAUAUUGUCAAUGGAGGUGUGUCUCUAUUGGUUUCUUUUUUUUUUUUUGCCAUUGUAGGCAAAGACUCCCCCCCUGUAUAUUCUUGUGAGCUUUGGGGCCUAGAGUGAGCUGUCUAUGCCCUGGUACCUCCAUUCCCCAGUCUCUGACAUCCUUUACUUGUGGUUGAUUCCCCCAUUAUAAUCUUCUUGCGCAUCUACUUGCUUGCUAAUUAAUCUGAUUUCUCUAACUUAAAAAAGACAUGCUCUGUUUUUUCUUCCUUUCCCUUUCUUAGAACCCUGUUGUUACCUUAGGACUUUUCAUUUCCAUGGCUAGAGUGAAUGGUGAGUCACAGUAUACAAGGGAUUUACCAACAGUGUUUCAAAAACUAGAAGAAAAAGCUUCAUUUUGGGUGGAGGGUGGGAAACGAAUGAAGUGGGCUUUGUAAAAUGUCCAGUGGAAACCUGGGAGUUUGGUGUUGUUUCUUAGGGUUGGGGGAUGAUAGGUAGGUGCUCUUUGGGGCCCCACACAGCUACUGGCUCCUUCUCUGCACCAGGACAUCCUCUAGGGUCAGGUGAGGUCAGGCUAGGGAUGGACCCGCAGCUGGUCUGUGCCUACUAUUCCUGAAGGGUCUAAUCCAACGAAGCUAGUUUGUGGCAAUUCCAUCUGCAGAGCAUCUGAGUAAAGCAGUGCGUUUCUCAGUGGCAGUCUGUAAAUCACCUACAUCAGAACUGAAUACUUAGUAAGAUGGUGGACUGCAGAGAAAUGGUAUCACCUGGCCAUUGGUACAGGUGACAUCCCACCUGAGCCUUGAACGCAACCUGCUGUAGUUCAGCACUAGCCACAGCUGCCUUGAACUGCACACUGGAAUCUUGAGUAGAGUGAGAGUGGAAAAAGAAGAAUUUGAUAUACAACCCAAUUUCGGUGUUUUCUGCAAAUACAAAAUAUAACUCAUUGUUAACUUAGCAACAAAAGCAAAUGCUUGGCAAUCUAUAAUAAUUACAAAAUCUGUUUUUCCUAAGUAUGAAAGAUUUGGUUUUUUUUUCUUUUUUUUUAUUAAAAAACCUGAAUGCUUGUUGCUUAUACUUCUUUUAUUUUUCUCUGUUUAUUUUUAAUGGUGGCAAAAUCCAUAUCACAUGAAACUUACCAUCUUAACCAUUUUCAAGAGAUGUUAAGAACAUUUAUGGCUGAGCAUAAUGGUUUAUGUCUGUAAUCCCUGCACUAGGGAGGUUGAGGCAGUUUAAGUGUAGCCUGAACUAUAUAACAAGUUAGAGAGUAGCCUGGGUUAUCCCCAGACCAGUCUGAUAAGGGUCAGACAUUUUAAAGGAACCAAACAGCUUUUCCCCCCUAAUUGAAACACUUAAACAUCCUAUAAUUUUUUUU
This is a messenger RNA of Perognathus longimembris pacificus (Pacific pocket mouse), 8085 nucleotides long. It is a transcript of the gene St8sia5, whose product is annotated as ST8 alpha-N-acetyl-neuraminide alpha-2,8-sialyltransferase 5. Gene Ontology annotation, molecular function: alpha-N-acetylneuraminate alpha-2,8-sialyltransferase activity. Gene Ontology annotation, biological process: oligosaccharide metabolic process; N-glycan processing. NCBI's taxonomy places the organism in Eukaryota, Metazoa, Chordata, Mammalia, Rodentia, Heteromyidae. The transcript is spliced from 8 exons. Bases 896 to 2140 code for a protein of 414 amino acids. The record is from RefSeq and is a predicted model, not a curated record.